AUGCAAUCAUUGCAUUAUAAUAAUGGAUCAAUUAAAUUAACUCGAGAACGAGCAACAAUGGUUUCUCGUUGGGAAUCUCAUGAAGUUGCUAGAUGGAUAGCUGGUUUGGCUGGUAUUCAAUCAGAUAUAAGUGAAAUAUUUCUUAAACAUAAUAUAAAUGGUGCUGCAUUAGAAACUCUUUUACGUGAAGAUCUUAUUCGUAUGGGUAUUACAAAACUUGAUCAACAACUUAUUUUAACACAAUCAAUUGAUCUUCUUCUUACACUUAUCAAUCGUUUAAAUAGUGAAACUCUUGCUUUACUAUUUAUGCGUAUACAUUGUACAGCUACAACAUGUUAUAAUCUAUUAAAACGAUACGAUGAAGCAAUAAAUGAUAAUCGACAUGUUAUGAAUUCACCUGAAUUUUAUACAUCUAUUAGCAAUCUAUCAAAUGCAAUUGUUGAAACUUGUCAUUGGCUUGGAAGAUUACCUUUUAUUGAAAAUGUUGAAUAUAUUGAUUUAAGAAGAAAAAUAAUCAAAGCUCUCGUUCAGAUACGUGUUUUAAUUCGUAAUUUACGUCUUGUGGAUCAAAUUAAUAUGCCAAAAUCAAAAUUGAUUCUCGAAAUAAAUGAAUUACGAACAACUGCUAUCUCAUUAGUUCGUCAGAAUAAAGAUUCAUUAUUUUCAUCAGAUUGUUAUUUAACACGAGUUAAUUUACGACGUCCAAUUAAAGAUGAUGUCAAUAUUGAAUAUACAACAAUGCCUGAUUUUACACAUAUUAUAUCAAGUAUUGAAACAGAAGCUAUAGGUUAUAUGGGAUCUGGUUUUAGUGCAAUUAAUAUUGGAGAUGAAAUUAUUGAAAUUAAUAAUCAAGUUGUGAUCGGUUGGGAUCCAAUACAUUUUACUGAUUUACUUCGUUUAUCGUCCCAUGUAAAUGAAAUAUGUUUAUUAGUGAAAAAAAUGCCUCGACAUAAUGAUGAUGAAAUUUAUACAAAACGUAUAGCUGAUUUAGCACCAAAUCCUCGACGUACACGUGCUCGUGGUGCUUUAGAACGAAUAAAACAAACAGAAGAUAAUCGAACACGAUUAUUGGAACAAGAAGGAGAGAUUGAUGUUGAAAGCGAUGAUGAAACUCUUUAUCAAAGUAAACGUUCUUCACAAAUAAAGCGUGAUCAACAUUCAUCAUUACCUGAUCUGACUGAAUCACUUACAAGUAGUAAUAAGUCAAAUAUUAGUCCAAUAUCUGAUCAUAGUGAACCAUCAUCAUCAGCAUCAUCUAUAUCUACAACUACAAUGUUAUCACCAACAUCUCCUAUUAAAAUGGAUUCAAAACGAAAAAUUAGUGAUCGACCACAAUCAACUGGUGGUACUCCUACAUCACCAAACAUAACACCGAAAAGUCCAAGAAAAAUGGCUUUUGAAUCUUAUUUUUCAACAUUAUUUCGUACACGUCAAGAUGCUAAAUCAGUUAUUCCUGAUUUAAAUGAUCAUACAACUAAAGAUCAUCCACAAUUAGUUACUGUUAAACGUAUUGAUUCGUUAUAUAAACAAAAUUCUUCAAAUAAUUCUACAACAUCACUUCAAGAUGAUCAAAUCAUAGCAUCAUCUCCACCACCAUUACCAACAACAAUUGAUAAAAAUGAUAAUCAAAAUAAUUUACCAACAUCAACGCGUUCAUCUAUUUCAAAUAUUUUUAAAUCACCUGAUCAACGAACUAAACGACAAAAUGUCGAUAAUGGAAAAAAUAUGACAUUUCGAAAUGAACUUAAAAUGGAAAUUGGAUCGAUCUUUGGAAGUCAUACUAGUGGUAUUGUUGCCAAUAAACCACCAUUAAAUCAUAGCGAUAAUCGAAAAAAUUCUGUUACUACUGAACGACGUCGUCCAAAACAUAAACCAUCGUAUAAAAAAAUUUCAUGUAAAGAUUUGGGUAAAGGUGAUUGUGAAGGUUUUCUUUAUCGUUAUUUACCAAAAGGAACAUUAUCACUUGUACAAUGGCGACUUUAUUGGUGUGUUUUAAAAGGUGGUACUUUAUAUGUAUUUAAAUCAAAAGAUGAUAAAAAUCAAGAAGUUGAAAUAAAACUUGAAGGAAAAAAUGUUUCACCAGCACCAGAACGAAGAAAAUAUGGUUUUCGUAUUGCUGAUGAAAGUAGUAAAUAUCGUGAAUAUUUUUAUUGUUCAACACGUGAUGAAAUGGCUAAAUGGAUGAAUAAAAUGGGUUUAGCAGCUAUUAAUUUUAAUAUGGAUGAUUCAAAAAUUGGUGGUUUUCAUAAAGGUUUUGUUGAUUCACGUGAAGGAUCACCAGCAUCAACACCAACUAUUGGUGCAUCAUCAUCAUCAUUAUCAUUAUCAUCAACUAAUAAACAACAAGAAAUUGGUCAUAGAAGUUCAGUUGGUGAUAGUGAAAAUGAUUCAGAUAAAGAAUCAAUUGCAUCAUGGCAUAAAUCGGCAUCACAUCAUAGUAGUGUUUCUGAUACGGAACCAUCGAGAGAUAAACAUGAUAAACGAGCUGAUUUAUCAUCUGUUACUCGUAAUGCACGUUCAUCAUCAUCAACUUCAAUUUUAUCUGAUACACAUAAUAGUUCAAUUGUGUGUCCAUCAAAUCGUUUUGUUGGUCAAAUAAAUACAUCAUCAAGUAAAGGUCAUCAUCGAACAAAUAGUUCACCAAUACAAUAUCCAACAUCAUAUGAAGAUGAUCAAGACAAUGCUUAUGUGAAUGCAGCACCAAGACUUUCGGAUUCAGAUUCAUCAAAUGAACUUCCUUAUCAAAGAAUGUUCACUAAUAAUCGAAUUCUUAAGAAUAAUCAAUCACAAGAUCUACUUCAAUCUUCAACUAAUGAUCAAUCAAAAAUAUUGAAUUCUUCAGGUGGUUUUAAUCCUUCAAUAGCUUCUCAUUUAUCAACAUUUAAUGAAAAAUCUCCAUUCUCAUCACGACAACCUCAGAACAGUAGUAUUUUACUUGCUGGUGAUGAAGUAUUUUCAACACAAAACGUAAAUAGUCCUGAUGUACAAUUAAAUUCAUUAUCAACUACUUCACCAAAACAAUAUUCACCUGCUGUUAUACGUACUGCUCCAUUGUAUAUAUCUGUUUAUACAUCAACUCCACCAAUUCCUCUUGUUAAAGGUAUUGCUGCAUCAUCAGCACCUCCAAUAAAUGAUGAUGAAUUAUUUUUUACUCGUCGUUCACCUUCACCACAAUCACCAUCGGUAUUAAAAAAACCAGAACAAUCAAUUACAACAAAUCUACCAUCAAAUUAUAAUAAAUAUCAUCAUUAUACCUCCACACAAUAA
Molecule: messenger RNA, 3267 nt
Organism: Rotaria sp. Silwood2
Lineage: Eukaryota; Metazoa; Rotifera; Eurotatoria; Philodinida; Philodinidae
Source: the annotation of a GenBank genome assembly